CUGCGCGCGGCGCUGGCGGAGUAGCUGUAGCUGUAGCAGCAGCCGCGAAGAUGGCGGAGGGGUUGGAGCGUGUCCGGAUCUCCGCGUCGGAGCUGCGAGGGAUCCUGGCCACUCUGACUCCGCAGGCCGGGAGCAGAGGUGACUGUUCCCCGUUGCCCCAGCCCUCUCACGCCAGCCCGUGGAGUCCCAGCCGUGAGGAGACGCGGAGAGGAGUGGGCGCCGGAGUCUGGUGGAGGCCCCCGCGGCGUAUGGUUCCCAGAGGCAUCUUCCGCAGGCCUGCCCCGUCGUCUCUUUAGCGUUGGGGAGAAAGAGCUGGGGACAUGGAGGAGAAAGGUUUAACAGCUUGGGACUUCCUUGCUGAACUUUUUCCCCACAAGGCAGGCUUUUGAAGGCUGCGCCACCCGAGGGAUCCAGGACCUCCGAGAGCCGACUCUAUUCUGGUUUGGCCUUGGCAUGUGUGGGAGCAGUUUUUAUCGGAGAGUAUAUUCAACUUGCAAGUUAAAGUCUCCAAACACUAGGAAAGCUCCAAAGAAGAUUCUAGUGUCUCACCUCUCCUUGGUUAAGCGUCUGUAGUGGAGUUGUGUAGAAUGAUAGUUAUGCUUCUGCAGGCUUGUGGCCAAAGUCUUUGAAAUUGGUUUUCGUUGGUCAUCUGAAUUGGAUUAUUCAGGUUUUCUCCCUCUGCUCUGGAAAGUGGUAGUGGCUAUCCCCACUUCCCCCUCACCUGGGUCACAAAGCCUGCUGAGGGUGAAGCUCUUCUAGAGUUAAACUGCUUUACCUUUAUUCAUAUUGGAUGAAGCAGUCUUUUAAACUUCUGAAAAAAAUAAAGCAGUAUCUUAAUCUUCAGGGUUUUUUUCCCCCCUUUUUGUUUUGUUACACCCCUGGGUAUAAAUUCUGGAGCCUGUGAUCCCUGUUAUGUGCUUGUUUGCAUUGGUGUUUAUAAAACAAUACUGGGAUUUUCUGUAGUAUUCUGUUUUUGAGUACUCUGUAAUCUCACUAACUCCUGUUGUUUCCCCACUGAACAGUCUAGUGGCUACAGUAGCCUUUCCCCUUAAUAAAUAAAGGUAACAGAUACAAAAAAAAGAUACUUGCUUAUCUGUCAUUAGGUGAGUUCCUGGAGCCUAGAGAGUGGUUACUAAAGUUCUGCACUCUUGUUCUUGAGUGCCUCAGUCCUUGGUAUUUUGAGAGCAUGUCACAAUACUUCCAUCAUCCUUCAGGGAAAGCUACCUUAUGGAACUUUUUCCUUCUCAUAUUCCGUCAUCAUAGCAGUUAGUCUCAGUAUUCUAAUGAUGAUAGUCUGAGCAGUAUUUCCUUGGAAUGACCCUGCUGGCUGCUGUUAAGAGAGUUGGUGACCAUGAGUGGAGUUGAAUGUGAAAGGAACUGCUUCCUGUUUGCCUCAAAAGUGGGUAUGUGAUUGGGUAAUUGAUAUCCUUAAGAAGAGGAUUGUCCUGGCCAAGUUCAGUGACUGGAGUUGCAAAUAUUUCUCCAGAGAUGUACAGAAGUGUGGAUUUUUAUGCAUACUCCUCUUUUUCUCCUCCCUCCCCCCAUUGGUAUGCUAAAAGGACUUAGCCACUUCGGGAAUUUGUUAGAGGCAGAAGAAGAAAAGGCUAAGAUGGAUCCAAGAGCUCUACAGCAGAGAACAGUCCGGUGCUGAACUGGUUAGAGAUCUUUUAUUCUGAUGCUGAUGAGGUAGUUUGGGGUCUUGAGGAUCCAAAUAUGACUUGGGUAACACGAGAGAGUAAGGUUUUUUAUUCUGUUUCCCUAACUUAGCUGUAGGUAGUUCCAACGCAGUUAAUUUCUUAGCUUUGCCAGUUGCUGAACAAAUAUUGUAAACCUAGUAGAGCUUCUGCUUCUGUGGAAAUUUCCUUCUUUGUCCACCAAUAUUAAUAUUUCAAUGUGUAAUUCUUGCUUGACUUUUCUGUUACUUAACCAGAAUGACAGUUUUUUUCCUUCCCUCGUCCUUUAUCCUUUUCUUCUACCUUUUCCUCCCUGAUACUCUCUCCAACAUCACAGAAAACAUGAAGGAGCCCAGACAGCGUAAAGAUAACAGGCGCCCAGAUCUGGAAAUCUAUAAGCCUGGUCUUUCCCGACUAAGGAACAGACCUAAAAUCAAGGAACCCUCUGGGAGUGAUGAAUUUAAGGAUGAAAUUGUUAAUGAUAGAGAUUCUUUGGCUGUUGGAAAUGGUACACAGGUCAUUAAAGAUGUCUGCAAGGACAACCAGCAGCAAAAUGGUCCUGUAGACCCAGAAAACACUCGGGCACAGGAGUCCUUUCCUAGGACUGUUGGACAAGAGGAUCGAAGUCUAAGAAUUAUCAAGAGGAUGAAGAAGCCUGACAUGCAGAUCUAUCAGCCUGGAAGGCGUUUGCAGACUGUUACCAAAGAACAGACUAGCCGGGUGGAUGAGGAAGAAAUUGUCAACCAGGUAGAACAACUGAGAGUAAAGGAGGAUGAGUAUAGGGGAAAUGUGAAAGAGGAGGCUGUGAAUAAACCAGACAAAGAGGAGGCAGAAAAGAGUCUAAGUGGUGACAGAGUGAGGGCCACAAAAGGAGAAAAAGGGAAGAGGAUUGAAAAAGGGGAGGGCGUGAAGAAGGUGAACGAUGACCCUGCUCAGGGGAAGCCGGGUUCUGCAAAGCGCUACUCCCGCUCAGACAAACGGAGGAACCGCUACCGCACUUGCAGUACCAGCUCAGCUGGGAGCAACAACAGUGCCGAGGGGGCUGGCCUGACUGAUAAUGGAUGUCGCCGCCGCCGCCAGGAUCGGACCAAGGAGAGGCCACGACUGAAGAAGCAGGUAUCUAUGUCCUCAACUGACUCCUUAGAUGAGGACAGAACUGAUGAGCCUGAUGGACCCCGGAGGAGCACAGAGAGGAAGAAACAUUUAGAUAGAAGCUGGUCUGGCCGUGGAGAAGGAGAGCAGAAAAGCAAUGGCAAAGAAAAUCGAGGCACCCUUCGUGUUACUUUUGAUGCAGAAACCAUGAACAAAGAUUCCCCCGUGGUGAGGUCAGCCAGGGAGGAUGUGGAUAGGAUAAAGCCAGACAAAGGCUCAAGCAGUGGGGGCAAAGGCUCUGAGACUCAGGAGUCCAAAAACCUAAGACAAGAACUUCGGGGUCGUGGCCGUGGCAUUCUGAUUUUGCCUGCGCAUACCACCCUGGCUGUCAAUUCAGCUGGUUCUCCUGAAUCUACACCUCUGGGACCUCGGCUUUUAUUUGGAUCUGGUAGUAAGGGAUCUCGGAAUUGGGGCCGAGGAGGCACUACUCGACGAUUGUGGGACCCAAACAAUCCUGAUCAGAAACCUGCUCUAAAGAGCCAGACACCCCAGCUACAUUUUUUAGACACUGAUGAUGAAGUCAGCCCUACCUCUUGGGGUGACUCACGCCAGGCCCAAGCAUCUUAUUAUAAGUUUCAAAACUCUGACAACCCCUAUUAUUACCCCCGGACACCAGGCCCUGCCUCCCAGUAUCCUUACACAGGCUAUAGCCCUCUGCAGUACCCGGUGGGCCCUACAAAUGGUGUGUACCCAGCGCCUUACUACCCAGGCUACCCGACUCCAUCAGGACAGUAUGUUUGCAGCCCUCACCCUGCCAGCACCAUGAGUCCUGAGGAGAUGGAGCAGCACAUGAGGAACAUGCAGCAACAGGAACUACAUAGGCUGCUCCGGGUGGCUGACAACCAGGAACUGCAGCUCAGCAACCUGCUCUCUAGGGACCGCAUCAGUCCUGAGGGCCUGGAGAAGAUGGCUCAGCUCAGAGCUGAACUGCUGCAGCUGUAUGAGCGCUGUAUUCUAUUAGAUAUUGAGUUCUCUGAUAAUCAGAAUGUGGAUCAGAUCCUGUGGAAGAAUGCUUUCUAUCAGGUGAUUGAGAAGUUCAGGCAGCUUCUCAAGGAUCCGAAUGUUGAGAACCCAGAACAGAUUCGGAGCAGACUUUUGGAGCUCUUGGAUGAGGGUAGUGACUUCUUUGAUAGUUUGCUUCAGAAGCUGCAGGUUACUUACAAGUUCAAACUGGAGGACUACAUGGACGGUCUUGCCAUUCGCAGCAAGCCACUACGAAAGACAGUAAAAUAUGCCUUGAUCAGUGCCCAGCGAUGUAUGAUUUGCCAAGGAGAUAUCGCCAGGUAUCGGGAACAAGCCAAUGACACAGCAAACUAUGGGAAAGCACGCAGUUGGUACCUGAAGGCCCAGCACAUUGCUCCCAAGAAUGGGCGCCCCUAUAACCAGUUGGCUCUGCUGGCGGUGUAUACGAGGAGGAAGCUUGAUGCUGUCUAUUACUAUAUGCGCAGUUUAGCUGCCAGCAACCCUAUUCUGACUGCCAAGGAGAGUCUCAUGAGCUUGUUUGAAGAGACCAAACGGAAGGCAGAACAAAUGGAAAAGAAGCAACAUGAGGAAUUGGAACUGAGCCCUGACCAAUGGCGGAAGGGAAAGAAAUCUACUUUCCGGCAUGUUGGAGAUGACACCACUCGCCUGGAGAUCUGGAUUCAUCCAUCCCAUCCCCGGUCCUCCCAGGGCACUGAGUCUGGGAAGGAUUCUGAGCAGGAGAAUGGGCUGGGCAGCCUGAGCCCCAGUGAUCUGAACAAAAGGUUCAUCCUCAGUUUUCUCCAUGCCCAUGGGAAGCUGUUUACCCGGAUUGGGAUGGAGACAUUUCCUGCAGUGGCUGAGAAGGUCCUCAAGGAGUUCCAGGUGUUGCUGCAACAUAGUCCCUCUCCUAUCGGAAGUACCCGCAUGCUGCAGCUUAUGACCAUCAAUAUGUUUGCUAUACACAACUCCCAGUUGAAAGACUGCUUCUCGGAGGAGUGUCGCUCUGUGAUCCAGGAGCAAGCCGCAGCCCUGGGCCUGGCCAUGUUUUCUCUCCUGGUGCAGCGCUGCACCUACUUACUUAAGGAGUCGGCCAAAGCUCAGAUGUCCUCUCCUGAGGAUGAGGAGGACCAAGAUGACAUCAAGGUGUCUUCCUUCGUCCCGGACCUGAAGGAACUGCUCCCCAGUGUGAAAGUCUGGUCAGACUGGAUGCUCGGCUACCCAGACACCUGGAAUCCCCCACCCACCUCCUUGGAUCUGCCCUCACGGGUUGCUGUGGAUGUGUGGUCGAUGCUGGCUGAUUUCUGUAACGUACUGACUGCAGUGAAUCAGUCUGAGGUGCCACUGUACAAGGACCCGGACGAUGACCUCACCCUCCUUAUCCUGGAAGAGGAUCGGCUUCUCUCAGGCUUUGUCCCCUUGCUGGCUGCCCCUCAGGACCCCUGCUACGUGGAGAAAACCUCGGAUAAGGUUAUUGCAGCCGACUGCAAAAGGGUCACGGUGCUGAAGUAUUUUCUGGAAGCCCUUUGUGGACAAGAAGAGCCUCUGCUGGCAUUCAAGGGUGGAAAAUAUGUGUCAGUGGCACCCGUCCCAGACACCAUGGGAAAGGAAAUGGGAAGCCAAGAGGGAAAACAACUGGAAGAUGAGGAGGAGGACGUGGUGAUUGAAGACUUUGAGGAAGAUUCAGAGGCUGAAGGCAGCGGGGGCGAGGAUGACAUCAGGGAGCUUCGGGCCAAGAAGCUGGCUCUGGCCAGGAAGAUAGCCGAGCAGCAGCGUCGCCAAGAGAAGAUCCAGGCUGUCCUGGAGGACCAGAGUCAGAUGAGGCAGAUGGAGCUCGAGAUCAGACCCUUGUUCCUUGUACCAGACACCAACGGCUUCAUUGACCACCUGGCCAGUCUGGCACGGCUGCUGGAGAGCAGGAAGUACAUCCUGGUGGUGCCCCUCAUCGUGAUCAACGAGCUGGACGGCCUGGCCAAGGGGCAGGAGACAGAUCACCGGGCUGGGGGCUAUGCCCGUGUGGUGCAGGAAAAGGCCCGGAAGUCCAUUGAGUUCCUCGAGCGGCGAUUCGAGAGUCGGGACUCUUGUCUACGGGCCCUGACCAGCCGUGGCAAUGAACUCGAAUCCAUUGCCUUCCGCAGUGAGGACAUCACUGGCCAGCUGGGUAACAACGAUGACCUGAUCCUCUCCUGCUGCCUCCACUACUGCAAAGACAAGGCUAAGGACUUCAUGCCCACCAACAAAGAGGAGCCAAUCCGGCUACUGCGGGAGGUGGUGCUGCUGACGGAUGACCGGAACCUGCGCGUGAAGGCGCUGACCAGGAACGUGCCUGUGCGAGACAUCCCGGCCUUCCUCACGUGGGCCCAGGUGGGCUGAGGGCACCUCAGCGGGG
Molecule: messenger RNA, 6174 nt
Organism: Vicugna pacos (alpaca)
Lineage: Eukaryota; Metazoa; Chordata; Mammalia; Artiodactyla; Camelidae
Source: RefSeq, a predicted model, not a curated record